Molecule: messenger RNA, 848 nt
Organism: Chrysoperla carnea
Lineage: Eukaryota; Metazoa; Arthropoda; Insecta; Neuroptera; Chrysopidae
Exons: 4
Source: RefSeq, a predicted model, not a curated record
UUUGUAAAUACCCAAGAAAAUACGGCAAAUAAAAAUUUGUUUAGUGGAGAUAUUGUGGAUUUAACUUUUGGUUUAAUAAAUAAGUGUGCAGAUCAUGAUUUUAUGCUAUGUUUAAAGGAGAAAGCAGUUCGAUUUAUCGACAGCAUACCAGGAGACUAUGAAAUUGUAUCAGGUAUAAAAUUAUUACGUUCAUCGGAUGCUUUGGCGCCAACAACCACCAACACUGAUACAACAGCAUCAUAUCAUCGGUCGUUGCCACCACUCGAAUCAAUCGAUAAACUACCAACAAGUGAACGUGAAAAUGUUGUAGAUAAUCUCCUGGUAGAUAGACUAGCACGUUUCCUAGGUACAUAUACAAUACAAUUUCGUGUGCCAAAAACCACCCUCGAUGAUGUGAAGCAGUCUGUUGAAGAAGGACGCAAAAAGAAAAAGAAGCUGCUACUACCCAUACUUUUGCUGUUAAAACUGAAAGCUGCUAUAUUAAUACCAGUAAUUUUGGGUGCAUUGGCUUUAUUAGCAUUUAAAGCAUUACUUUUAGGAAAAAUUGCUUUACUUAUCUCAGGAUUAAUUGCAUUAAAGAAAAUAUUGAGCGCCCAAGAACAUCACUCACAAAGUUAUGAGGUGGUAGCGCAUCCUCACCAUACUUAUUCAAGCACGUACGAUGAUCAUGGACACUAUGGAAGGUCAAUGGAAGAUAAAGCACAAAACCUGGCAUAUUCAGCACAUGUGACUGAAGUUAAGCCUUAACUUCUUGUUAAAUACAAAUUUUGAAACCAUGGAAGCAUUAACUACAAUAGGGAAAUUUAACUACUUAAUAUUCUGGAAUUUUCGGAAAAGAAUGAUUGUAA